This is a messenger RNA of Racocetra persica, 651 nucleotides long. NCBI's taxonomy places the organism in Eukaryota, Fungi, Glomeromycota, Glomeromycetes, Diversisporales, Gigasporaceae. The record is from the annotation of a GenBank genome assembly.
GUUAUGGUCACCGUAGCAAAGAGCUUUGACGCACCCAUUAAGGUUGUAUGGCCAAAACAGUGGAUUGGAUUACAGCCUGAUGAAGCUUUACAAUUUACAAUGCUUGGAUUGGGUGAUAUUGUUGUUCCUGGUAUUUAUGUGGCCCUUUGUCUUCGCUUCGACCACAGCAAUUACCUAAAAAAGAACCCUAAUGCGAGUCGAAACUCUGCUUUCCCUACUCCUUAUUUUUGGAACUGUUUUACGGCAUACAUACUGGGGCUUGUCACAACAAUAGUAGUUAUGCACACAUUUAAAGCUGCACAACCAGCACUACUUUAUCUUUCCCCUGCGUGUAUAUUGUCUGUCCUCGCUACCGGGAUAAUCAAAAAUCAAUUAACAGAUGUUUUUAAUUAUUCUGCUGAUGAUGCCGAAAGCAAAAGCGAAGAUAAGAAGAAAGACACAGGUCGUCCAGCGAAGCAAAUGUCAAGCGAAAGCGAGGGUGACGAUGGAAGUUCAAAGAAACGCAGCAUCCAGGGUGAUGACGACAAUUCUGGUGCAAGUGCCGUCCUUACUGCGGAAGAAGAAGAUUAUGUAGAAGUAUCAUCUACGUCAUCAACAAGCGGUACUAAAAAUAAAAAGAAAAAGAAGACUUCUAAAAAGAAAUCGAGUUAA